Molecule: messenger RNA, 1692 nt
Organism: Limulus polyphemus (Atlantic horseshoe crab)
Lineage: Eukaryota; Metazoa; Arthropoda; Merostomata; Xiphosura; Limulidae
Product: acidic mammalian chitinase-like
Exons: 10
Coding region: 380-1405 (341 amino acids)
Biological process (GO): chitin catabolic process; carbohydrate metabolic process
Cellular component (GO): extracellular region
Molecular function (GO): chitin binding; chitinase activity
Source: RefSeq, a predicted model, not a curated record
AUUUUAUUUCAGGGUUAAUAUUAAUAAUUGUGUUAACAACCUUGGCAUUGACGAAUUCAUUAAAUUACCAAGACAGCUACAAUAUAACCCACCUUGACCUCUUCCAAUCCAGAUGAAAAUGGAUGACAUGAUUGAAUGCUUGUUUAUUUUUAUUUAUUUUUAUCACUGAAAAGCAGAAUCUAUGUUCUUGUGAGAUUCUCUCAAAUACUCUGCACACCAUGAAAGAGCUGAAAAAAUCCAGCAAGCAGUUUUUCCAUUGCUUCGUCAGAAUGCUUCAGUUGACAAUGUUAGGAUUUCAUUCCCAGUGAUUUCAGGUGUUAAAACAAAUACAGACUAUUUGUUGGUCUGUUAUUACCGAUGGCAAGGAGAGGGAAGUCAGAUGCUUCAACCUUCCAAGAUAAACACUACCUUGUGUACUCACAUCAUUGUAGGAUUUGCAUUAGUAAAAAAUAACACUCUAGUUCCAGCUGAUCCAUCUGAUAUCCAUGGCUAUGAACUGGUAACAGGAUUGAAAAAAACUGUACCAAAUCUGAAAGUUAUGCUGUCUGUUGGUGGUGGAGGUGGAGCUAAAGGAAUAUCGCCUUCCGUCAGUACCAGCCAAAAUCGAGCAAAGCUGAUUAGUUCAAUUAUAAGUCUAUUGAGCAAAUGUAACUUUGAUGGAAUAGACAUUGAUUGGGAGUUUCCUGUGUGGGAUGGUUCAUCACUGGAGGAUAAAAAAAAUUUCAUUCUCUUUCUGAGGGAUCUCCGAAAUGCUAUAAAUUCAGAGCGAAAGAACUAUAGAAAUAAGCCUUUGCUGCUGUCUGUAGCAGUAGCAGCAGUCCUACCAAUCAUGAGAGCAUCAUAUGAUAUACCAUCAUUGGCCAAGUACGUUGAUUUUAUCAACUUAAUGAGUUACGACUACCAUGACUUUACGUGGUAUCUGCCAUUUACUGGACAUAACAGUCCUCUUUAUAAAAGGAAGGAUGAAUUUGGAUAUUUUGCAACUUUAAAUACAGCAUGGUCAGCAGAAGAAUGGGUCAAAAAGGGAAUGCCCCGUUCAAAGAUAAUGGUUGGAAUUCCAACGUAUGCACAUACCUACAUCUUGGCUACUCCUUAUAUCCACGGGUUCAAUGCUCCUGCAGUUGGAGGGGGAGAAAUGACUUAUGAUGAGGCUUGCAAUUUUGUGAAGAAUGGAGCUGUGCGAGUGUUCGAUAAAGAGAGUCAAGUACCUUAUGCGUACAAGAAUAGAACUUGGGUGGGAUACGAUGACCUGGAGAGUGUCACUGCUAAGGUAAAGUGGAUAAAAUCCCGAGGGUUUGGUGGUGUCAUGACUUUUGACCUCAACUGUGAUGACUGGAACUCGGUAUGUGAUAAAGCUUUACCAUUUCCUCUGCACAGAAGGAUGUAUGAACUUUUGAAGACUUGAAGCAAUGAUUCUUUUUCACUAUUACAGUAUUAUAUAAACGUUAAAUGAAAUGGUAAUUUUUAUAAAUAGUUGAAAAUAAUAAAUUAAUUUUGUAAAAAAUGUUAUUUUUUUUUGUGUAACAUUUUUCUUUUGUGAAUGACUUCAUUGUAAUGAUACAUGAUUUGAUAUAAUUGUAAUUAACGUGUGACUUGUAAUAAUUUAUAGCAUUUUUGCUGGUUUUAUGAAUGUUAGAAUCAUUUUGAAUAUUCAUUUAAAAGAAGACAUUUUUCGUAUGAUGUAACUUUACA